AUGAACCUCUACCGACGAGUCGAUAAAUCGGCUUUGUUAUGGUUGCAUAGUUCCUUCUGUUCCAUCUAUGCUCCAGCUGUAGGCGAUGCUCGCCUAAAUUUGACCCAUCAAGAUUUUUUUCAGCUAUGUCUCCGUCACUUUGGUUAUGAUGCUUCGCAAGCAAUCGAUGCACUGUUAGCUCGAGAUGAGAAACUUCCGAUGGCGCUUAGACGUCUGGAGGCGGCUGACUUGACCCACAAAUUGGCCAAUGAACCACCCACGUUGCCAGCGUUAUCCUUCCAGAACGAUGAGCUCCUGCAGUCAGUAAUCCUUCGGCCGCAGGAUCGAAAUCUUCAGCUAUGUCUUCAGGAGAGGCAAAAGGGCCCGGAAUCGAAGAAUGUGUUCAAGGGCUUGAUUAGUCUCGCUCCACAACGACCUGCUGUUCCUACCAGCAGUGCUGCAGAUUCUCAAGAGGAAAAGCCAGUUAGCGAGGUGAUGAAGAAGCUUCGCGAAGCUUUGGAACGUCUCAAAGUUCGUGUGUCAGAAGGAGAAUUUGAAUAUGAAGAGCAAGUUGGAGUGCAUGGUGAACGUUUAAUGCCGAUGACUACCUCAAAGACAUACAUAAGUACCCAUAAGUUCAAAGUGUCUGAAGCGGACAAAGUGGCGAUCAGGCCGACAUAUGAGAAAUAUCGUUAUGAGACCCCGGGAGACGAUGUGUAUGAUGACGAGUAUGAUGACGGCUAUGAACAGAAGGAGUUCACCGUAGAGCCACUAAAAGGUUUCAUCUUGCUCGUUAUUUUUGAUCAUUAUUUAUACGAUUCUGCGGCGCGCAAAUUGCAUCGAAGAAGUGAAGGGGAAUCGACAGAUGAGCGUAGCAGGAGACGCGGGACAACCAGAGGAGGGUGGCGAGGAGGCGACAGUACAGAAAUAUACCGCGCACCGCUAUACUUCUGCAGUAGCAGUGGACAAGUAACAAACGCCAAGAAUGCUAGUGAUACCGGAGCAGGUGUAGGAGAGAACACUUCGCGUGGCUCCUCCUACACUGGUGGUCGACAACGCCAAAUGAAGGAGCGUCACAAAAAUGGUUCUAAGCAACGACAGCUGACCGAAAAAUUUUUCAUACUAGCUGCUAUUGAAGAUUACUAUGUUUGA
Molecule: messenger RNA, 1131 nt
Organism: Ostertagia ostertagi
Lineage: Eukaryota; Metazoa; Nematoda; Chromadorea; Rhabditida; Trichostrongylidae
Source: the annotation of a GenBank genome assembly